Molecule: messenger RNA, 2121 nt
Organism: Pimephales promelas (fathead minnow)
Lineage: Eukaryota; Metazoa; Chordata; Actinopteri; Cypriniformes; Leuciscidae
Gene: cxcr3.3
Product: chemokine (C-X-C motif) receptor 3, tandem duplicate 3
Biological process (GO): calcium-mediated signaling; cell chemotaxis; positive regulation of cytosolic calcium ion concentration
Cellular component (GO): external side of plasma membrane; membrane
Molecular function (GO): C-C chemokine receptor activity; C-C chemokine binding
Source: RefSeq, a predicted model, not a curated record
UAGCUAUGCGGAUGAAUUAAGCAGGCUAUGAAGAGAUGAGUCAAUACGUAAGAAGAAAACAACAAGGGCUGGCUCAUCUUUAUUCUUUACCUAUUCCUCCUCCUAUUUCACACUGCUGCGCGUGCACGGUAACUAACCAAGUAAUAUUUGCAAUGAGCAAACAUUCGAUUCUCAGCAGAUGGAUUACGUAAAACUAAAGAAAAUGCGGACUGCAUAGAAAGGAAGAAAAGGAGACAAAGAGAAUCAAGAACAUGGCAACACCUUCAAACAUGGAGGUAGACUUGCACGGACUGUUUAAGGAUAACAAAACCUUCGACUAUGACGAUUAUGAGUACAAGGAGGUGAUCUGCGCGUCCAGCACAGUUUCUGGUGCCUUGGCGGUCUUCAUUCCCCUGCUUUACACUGUGGGGCUCUUAUGUGGGCUGCUGGGAAACGGACUGGUGCUGGUAAUACUCUGGCGUAAGAGGCUGAACCUGAGUGUGAUGGACAUUUUCAUCUUUCAUCUGACUGUAUCAGACACUCUCCUGCUGCUUACACUGCCUCUCUGGGCUGUAGAUGCGGUUAAGGGAUGGAACAUGGGCACAGGGCUCUGCAAACUUGCUGGUGCUCUGUUCAAGAUCAAUUUCUACUGUGGUAUCUUCACAUUGACCUGCAUCAGUGUUAACUGCUACCUGUCCAUCAUCCCUGGAGUACAGAUGUUUUCCUGUGAAAAACGGUGGUUGGUUUAUGGUUGCUGCCUGCUUAUAUGGAUCGUUUGCUUGAUCCUUUCAAUCCCUGAUUGGAUCUUUCUGAAGCACGUAAGGGGUACAUGUAUUCACUUUUAUACACCUGAUUCCUGGCGUCUUGCCUCUCGUUUUCCACAUAUCGUGAGCUUUGUUCUACUCGUGCUGCUGUUCUGUUGUUUCUUCGUCCUGCUGAAGCUACGGCACAACUCCAAAUGCCAGAAGAAGAAGGGUCGGAGUACAGCUGUAACUGCAGUCCUUGUGCUGGCUUUCUUCGUUUGCUGGACACCCUACAACAUUACCUUCAUCGUUAACACGGCUCAGCCAAUGAUUAGCGCCCCUUCAGCAGGGGCAGAUGAGUGUGAAGGGAGCCAGUGGACAGCUAUCAAAAUAACGGCCAUUUUUGGGCUUCUCCAUUGCAUUGUCAAUCCUGUUAUUUAUCUCUGUUUCUCUAAAGAGUUUCGGCGACGCGCACUGACUUUGAUAAAGUUCAGUGCUUGUAAAACAGACCGUAAUGAGGUUUCGCUUUGGGACUCUAGUGGAGUAAACGGUAAUGCUUCUGUCCAAGAGGUACAAGGUUCACUUCAACCAAUGAAUGACAUUCAACCAACAAUAAAGACACAGGAUUAUGAUACAUAAAUACAAUAAAAACAAUAAUUGACUACUGGAUGCUCUGAAUCCCAUAAUUCCUGAAAUAUUGGAAGACAAAGGGUCCUACAAAGGCUUUUGUACAUGCAUUCUGGUAAAUUCUCCAUUUAACUAGAUAAUGAAGUAAAACAUUAUGCUCUUAUUAAGGAAUGCUGGCCAACUCAUUUACACUUCUAAUUCAGUAAAAUGACUAUACUGUUGAUUAUUGCUCUUCCAAUGUUAUAUUUAUUCAUUUUUUUCUGUAAGUGUCUUGGAAUAAUGUUCCGAAACAAUAUUUGGCAUUUUGGCCGAUACUGUGCCUAUUUGCUUGAUGAUAGAACUGUUCAUUUCCACUUGUCAAUUUCAAUGGAUAAUACAUAUUGCAACCAUGAAAAUGUCAACUGUAUUGGAUGCAUUCACGUAUGAACCAUGCAUUUAUUUUAUUUUUUUAUAUAAAGGCUGCUGUAGUUGGGAGUAAAAGUUCUGAGAUGUGUCUGAAUUUCAUCACCUCCCUGCAUCAGCGGAUCUGUAGAUGAACAUGAUAUCAUUUGUGUUCUCAUGACAGGAAGUCAUAUCAGUUUCUUAACAAUGACAUGUGUUUUGUUUUUUUUUAAAUGUCUUUAGUGGUCUCUAAAGUGGGUUUAGAGACUUACAUGUGAAGGAACACAGUGCUAUUUUAAUGUACCAAAUUCCUAUCUUCACACUGAAGUGAAAGAUAAUGAUCUGCUACUUCUGUUAAACUAAAAACGUCAAGUAAAUGUUUAUGAAAGAA